Molecule: messenger RNA, 1317 nt
Organism: Penaeus vannamei (Pacific white shrimp)
Lineage: Eukaryota; Metazoa; Arthropoda; Malacostraca; Decapoda; Penaeidae
Source: RefSeq, a predicted model, not a curated record
UCGAUGCUGGACUCUGACUGUGAUCCUGACGACGAGUGCGCAGGGUCGGGAAAUCCUCCUGGACAACCGGAACAAUUUGAGGUCCCGUCGAUGCUGGACUCUGACUGUGAUCCUGACGACGAGUGCGCAGGGUCUAGAACUCCUCCUGGACACCCGGAACAAUUUGUCCCUGCGAUGCUGGACUCUGACUGUGAUCCUGACGACGAGUGCGCAGGGUCAGGAAAUCCUCCUCCUGGACAACCGGAACAAUCUGAGGUCCCGUCGAUGCUGGACUCUGACUGUGAUCCUGACGACGAGUGCGCAGGGUCGGGAAAUCCUCCUCCUGGACAACCGGAACAAUCUGAGGUCCCGUCGAUGCUGGACUCUGACUGUGACCCUGACGACGAGUGUGCAGGGUCAGGAAAUCCUCCUGGACAACCGGAACAAUUUGAGGUCCCGUCGAUGCUGGACUCUGACUGUGAUCCUGACGACGAGUGCGCAGGGUCAGGAAAUCCUCCUGGACAACCGGAACAAUCUGAGGUCCCGUCGAUGCUGGACUCUGACUGUGACCCUGACGACGAGUGCGCAGGGUCAGGAAAUCCUCCUGGACACCCGGAACAAUUUGUCCCUGCGAUGCUGGACUCUGACUGUGAUCCUGACGACGAGUGCGCAGGGUCAGGAAAUCCUCCUGGACAACCGGAACAAUUUGUCCCUGCGAUGCUGGACUCUGACUGUGAUCCUGACGACGAGUGCGCAGGGUCAGGAAAUCCUCCUCCUGGACAACCGGAACAAUUUGAGGUCCCGUCGAUGCUGGACUCUGACUGUGAUCCUGACGACGAGUGCGCAGGGUCAGGAAAUCCUCCUGGACAACCGGAACAAUUUGAGGUCCCGUCGAUGCUGGACUCUGACUGUGAUCCUGACGACGAGUGCGCAGGGUCAGGAAACCCUCCUCCUGGACAACCGGAACAAUCUGAGGUCCCGUCGAUGCUGGACUCUGACUGUGAUCCUGACGACGAGUGCGCAGGGUCAGGAAAUCCUCCUCCUGGACAACCGGAACAAUCUGAGGUCCCGUCGAUGCUGGACUCUGACUGUGAUCCUGACGACGAGUGUGCAGGGUCAGGAAACCCUCCUGGACAACCGGAACCUUUUCUAGUCCCGUCGUCCGAGUCGGAAAUGUAUGGUUCCUAUUACGACACACUGAUGGCGCUGAAGCAGGACCUCUUAGCCGAACACAAGGCGGACUUGGACGCUUACAAGGCUAAGCUGCGGGAGGAAGUAGAGCAAUACGAAAAGUCCUGUAGGUCAGAGAACGCCUGUCUGUGGAAGGAGUCAAGAUGA